GCAAGAGCUCUCGGUUCACAAAACACCACAGGAAACAAAUCCCGCCCUAUUACAGAGUACUGUCUUUUUAAUUGAAGGGAUCUUAACUACUCUGUACACUCACUUAUAUCAGCCAUGUUCAGACUGCUUAGAUUCCAGGCUCGAACCCUGCUCCGAGCUACUUGCAGAUACAAUUCCACUGCGCCUACUUCACCACCUCUACUCGCAAAGCUGAGAGCAGAUUUGAAAACUGCUAUGAAGGCUAGAGAUACUGUUAGGCUUGAUGUGCUGCGUGCCGUGAUCUCAGAGAUCAACAAUGCUGCCAAAACAUCCUCGCCGAUCCAGACUGACCUCCAACUCCUCGCAUUGAUCCGCAAGCGCUCGUCUUCUCUUGAAUCCUCCAGCCAGGAGUAUGUGAACGCUGGCCGGCACGACUUGAAAGAGAGAAACGACACAGAAAUCAGUGUACUUAACGAAUACGCCGGACAAGUACAGACUACGACCAUAGAAGAGAUAGAAUCUGCAGUCACUCAAACGAUAGAGAAUCUCCGGAGUGAGGGAAAGAAGGUCGAUAUCGGGGCUAUUAUGAAGGCCGCUUUUGCGCCAGGUGGACCGUUGAACGGAAAGCCAGCUGAAAAAGGAGUGGUAUCCAAAAUCGCCGCCAAAUCGAUUUCAACUGCAUAAAUAAACUGGCCCGAAUUAGCCCGAUUUAUUGUUGGAGAUUCCGGGCCGGUGAAUGAUUUUGCGGGUUGCAUGAAGUAUCGAAGCCAUGGAGCACGGAGCAACACCAAUCGACAUGGAGCCCGUGAAUAGCACAAUUGACAGAUCGCGCUCAGGCGUCUGUUAUGUACUAUAUGAACACUGUAAAUUUAACGAAGACACAUCUCCUA
Molecule: messenger RNA, 869 nt
Organism: Coccidioides posadasii C735 delta SOWgp
Lineage: Eukaryota; Fungi; Ascomycota; Eurotiomycetes; Onygenales; Onygenaceae
Cellular component (GO): mitochondrion
Molecular function (GO): carbon-nitrogen ligase activity, with glutamine as amido-N-donor
Source: RefSeq, a predicted model, not a curated record